AAAACCAAAACACGUCACGGGUCAAAGUUAAAAACGUAGAAAACAGAAACAGCAUGGAGACGGAUCACAGACUUUGCGGAGGCGCCGCAAAAACCACCAAAAAAGGUGGGAGAAGCAGCAAAACACUGACUGAAGAAGAAGCUAGAAGGGCAGAGGUGUUGAAGGAGAGCUUGAGGGAGAGGGUGGAGUUGGAUAGAAGAGCCCUGAAGGUGGUGGAGCGUCUCUUGGAGGACAGAGUGACUGAAGACUUCCUGGUUGACUGUGCAAGAUUCAUUUUUCCUUCUAAUUACCAAGAUGCUGUGGAGGAGAGGUCCAUCGCUAAACUUUGUGGCUAUCCCAUAUGUCCAAAAAAACUGGACAAGAUCCCAACUCAACAGUUUAAGAUUUCUACGAAGUCAAAUAAGGUUUACGACAUCACAGAGCGCAAGCUUUUUUGCAGUAACUUCUGCUACAAAGCAUCCAAAGAGUUUGAGCUACAAAUAUCAACAACACCUCUUUGGCUCAGGCAUCACGAGAGUCCUUCAGAAAUUAAAUUGAUGAAGAAAGGAGAUUGUGGGAGUUCAGGUGAGGAGGUGUUGCUGUCACAGAGGCGUCUUCAAGAGGAGGACGUGGAGGACCCGCUGGCUGCUCGACCUGAGGACCCUCACAGCUCUCAGCAGCAUCGAGAUGCAGCCGGCCUAAAUCACAGUGAUCAUAGCGACAUUGAGCAGGAGCAGGACUUUGUCUCCAGCGUUGUCUCUAAGCGGCAGGGACCCAGGGUGCAUUGGGGUGACCUGCCCAAACGUUAUGAUGAAGGCGUAAAAGGAGAAGGAGGGAAAAUGGAGAGGCAAAGGAAACAGAGGAGGGAGGGGGAUGAAGAGGAAACAAAAGAUGAAAGCAAAAAGCAGUCUCUUCCAUGUAAAACAGAAUUUGACCCCGAAGACCCAAAACCUCAGCUCUCAUUAAACAUAGACAAACCUAAUGAGGAGAAGGUGACAGAGGAGCAAGGAUGGCAUGAAGAACCUAAUGUGAAGGAGGCUACAAUUCAGCUGGAUUUGUGCAGUUUAUCUGAGACAAUCACUCCCCCUGCUCCCCCACCUGACGACUCUGCAGCCAUUAAAGAGUCAACCCAAACAACAGAGAGCAAACAUUCCCCUCCAUCUACUCUGAACAGCCAAAGCACGGUCCUGACAGAACAACCGGGCCUCAACAUCACCCAGGUUGGUAUGAGUAAAAGAGGGGCAGCUGGGCUCCAAGACCUCCUCAAGAACCACACAGCUGGAGCCAGAGCUGAAUCCAUCCGCCUGAAUCUCCUCAAGUGCCUGAGAAGAACUUUACAGGACUGGAGCACUGACGACACUCUGAAGUUCCUGUACGGCGCUGAUCAUUCUCUGGGCGCUCCUUUCGCUGAUGUUAAAGAGAAAGAAGAGGUGCAGGAGGACGAGGAGCUGGAUGAAGACGAUCUCGAGGUGACAAAUGAGGCUACAGGAGAGGUUGAUGCCCGGGUGCAGGAGAGACCGUCUGCUGCAGCUCCAGAUUAUGAGGCGCUGAGGAAGGAGACUCAGCAGCUGGAGCUGAGUGUGAGGGAGUUUUAUAAAGGGACCUGGAUCCUGCCUGAGGAGGGAAAGGAGUCAAGCAGCGACAAGGUUUCAGUCGAGGAGCAGAGCAGGAAGGACCCCGCUCUGCCACUUGUGGACUCUCAGGCUCAGCACCUCAUCCAGAAACGUAUCACGGUGGAGAAACUCAACAGCUGUCUCAGAAACAUUGUCGGUCCGCUGUGUCUCACCAUGAGUGACGUCUCCACUGACCUGAACAACCUAGUCAGAACAUUUAGGUUCACCAACACAAACAUCAUCCACAAGACUCCAGAGUGGACCCUCCUCGCUGUUGUGCUUCUCCAUUUGUUGUCUGAGGUUUCUCCGGUGGUGCUUGAGGCCUUGAAGAAGCCGGAGUCCGACGACUAUCUGAACACACUGAUUGAGGAACAAGGCCUACACGAGCAGGACCUCCUGAACUUAGUCCGGAUGUAUAAAACCUCGGCACACUAACACACGCACACAGCCAGAUAUGGACAUAUGAAAAUCCAAUACACACUCAGGAUGUAAGACUGAUUUAAAUAAAAAUGUGGGUAUGUUUGUUUUCCCCAAAUAACAUUUGUUGUAUUAAAUUUGAAAACUAAA
This is a messenger RNA of Labrus bergylta (ballan wrasse), 2159 nucleotides long. RefSeq names its product RNA polymerase II associated protein 2 (gene rpap2). NCBI's taxonomy places the organism in Eukaryota, Metazoa, Chordata, Actinopteri, Labriformes, Labridae. Gene Ontology annotation, molecular function: RNA polymerase II CTD heptapeptide repeat phosphatase activity; RNA polymerase core enzyme binding. The record is from RefSeq and is a predicted model, not a curated record. Gene Ontology annotation, cellular component: cytoplasm; nucleus.